AGUGCGGAGGAGGUGCCGCUCCCCGACUUCGUGGCCCACGAAGGGGUGGAGGUCAGGGGCGGGCUCCCCAUCGCCUGCGCUUCUCGCCCUGACGGCUCAGCCCCGCUACCACGGGAGCCAUCGCCAUGGAGACCCCCGAGGCUAUAAAGCCAGGUACCCCCGGCGGGCGGUGGCUCCCGCGCCUCUGAGCCCCCCAAGGAAGGAGCAAGCGCCCUGGCGUGGCCCGGCCCCCGCUCGAGGGGAGGAGGCGGAGGAGCUUGACGAGCGGCGCUCCCCGCCGGGGCUGGAGGCAGGCGCGCACGGCGGACGCCACCGUCUCAGCAGGGGUGCGGGUGCGGGGCCCGGCUCCGAGCCAUGCGGGACUGACAGGCGCCAGACGUGGGGGAAAGCGACGGGACCACCAGGAGGUGGGGGGCUCCCCCCACCCAGCUUCGGCUUCCGUCGUCUCCGGGGCGCGCCGGGCGCCGAGCUCCCGGUCGCGAGAAGCCGACACCUCCAGGCGGGCAGCCCGAGGAAGGAGCGGCGAGCCACCGGGCUCGCGGCCCGGGAGCGGCGGGGCAGCUGGAGCCGCACGGGUACGAGAGUGGGCCGCCCGGGACCCUGGGCCGCUGCCGCCCACGUGCCGAGGGAGCCGCACCUGAGCACCCGCGGCGGCCGGAGCCGGGUGGGGUGCGGGAACAGGGGCGCCCCCGUGCGGAGCUGCCGGGCCGCCUGGGCGCGGCGGCCGGGGCCAUGCUCAAGCCCAAGGACCUGUGCCCCCGCGCGGGGACGCGCACCUUCCUGGAGGCCAUGCAGGCGGGCAAAGUGCACCUGGCCCGCUUCGUGCUGGACGCGUUGGACCGCAGCAUCAUCGACUGCCGCGCGGAGCAGGGCCGCACGCCGCUCAUGGUGGCCGUGGGGCUGCCGGACCCCGCGCUGCGCGCGCGCUUCGUGCGGCUCCUGCUGGAACAGGGCGCGGCCGUGAACCUGCGGGACGAACGCGGCCGCACGGCGCUCAGCCUGGCGUGCGAGCGCGGCCACCUGGACGCCGUGCAGCUCCUGGUGCAGUUCAGCGGCGACCCCGAAGCGGCCGACUCGGCGGGCAACAGCCCGGUGAUGUGGGCGGCGGCGUGCGGCCACGGGGCGGUCCUCGAGUUCCUGGUGCGCUCUUUCCGCCGCCUCGGGCUGCGCCUCGACCGCACCAACCGCGCGGGCCUCACGGCGCUGCAGCUGGCCGCCUCCCGCGGCCACGGGACCUGCGUGCAGGCGCUCACCGGGCCCUGGGGCCGCGCGGCUGCGGCGGCCGCGGCCCGGGGCUCCAACUCCGACAGCCCCCCUGGCCGCCCGGCUCCCGCGCCCAGCCCCGAGCGCCGACGACCCAGUCCCCGCCGCCUGCCGCGACCUCUCCUGGCGCGCUUUGCGCGAGCGGCCGGCGGCCACGGCCACGGCCACGGCGGCGACGCCGGCUCGGGGGGCAAGAGCUCCGGACGACACCGGGCGCAGGGCGGCGAGCGCCCCGAGCUGGGCCGGAGCAUGAGCCUGGCACUGGGCGCCGUGACCGAGGAGGAGGCGGCCCGACUGCGGGCGGGAGCCCUGCUGGCCCAUCCCAACUCGCCCCAGGGCUCCGGGAGGUGGCGUUCGCAUGAGGUGCUAGAGGGUUUGCCCCCAACCUUAGCGCAAGCCCCUAUCGGCCUUAGCCCCCACCCCGAGGGCGGCUCUGGCUGCGGCCGCUUGGGUUUGCGCCGACGUUCCACCGCCCCAGACAUCCCCAGCCUGGUGGGUGAUGCACCCAGCUCGGAAGGCGGCCCCGAGGCGGAGGCCAACGCUCUACCCGAGCCGGCGGCGCCGGGGCAGUUGCAGGAGGGCACGGAGGCCGUAGUGCCGCACGCUCAGCGGUAAAUGGCGUGGACACCCGGCGCUGCAACCCAUCACCCUCCAGCCGCUGCCCCGCUGGGGUUUCUCUUCCAGGCCCCUCGACUCUUGUGGCAGUUCCCCACCAGUCAGCCCAGAACCUGCCCCACUGCCAAGGCAGGAGGCCUUCUCUCUGAAAGGGAGCCCUGUCACUUCUUUUUGUGUUUGUGUGUGCUUGUCGUAUCCUCCGCUAUCUCUGCCUUUCCUUUCCCGGAAGGCGAGCACUAGAACGCUGGUUCCACAGGCUAUAGCUUUUUUUUUUUUUUUAAGCUUGGAAGCUAGACGCCCCCCCACUCCUAAACCCGUACCUUCAGCCCUAGGACUCAGCCCUGAGUCCUGCUGGCUCCUGCCUGGUUCCCUUCCCAGGGCAGGCAGAAGGGGGAACAAAAAGCCUUGGCACCUCCUGUUUUGUAGCCCAGACCUAAGUCAGUUUCCUGUUCGUGUUGGAGACAGGGAACGUAGACACCAGUCUCAGAGCCUUUCUCAACAGGAGGGCUGAUGGGGAAAAGAAAUGGAGAUUUAAGGUUUUUUUUUUUUUUUUUUUUUUGCUUGUUUGGUUAUUUGGAGGGGGGGUGUUGAGAAACUCCUGCCUCAAGACAAUGAAAGCGUAUUUGAGGGAUGGAGGUGACAGAGCCCCUGGUGUUGAAUUCCAGUAGUCCCAAGAAUAAGGUUCUGGAUAAUUCCAGGUCCAUCUGCCUCUGCCGAGGUCCACCCAGAAUUCAACUCCUACUUCACAGGUGAUGUGUGGUGAUGGUCCAGGUCAAUCCAACCUCGGUGGCCUGGGCCAGCCUGGGCUGGGCUGUGUUCAGGGCUGUGUUCAGUUGCUAAGGCCUCCAGCCCCUUUCCAUCCCGGAUCCUCUCACUCCCAAGAGGCCUGAAAUGGAAAGGACUUAGCACUCUCCCACCCCCACCGCCUCCCAAGCUCCUGGUCCCGCACGUGGGUGCUCCUGCAGGGUGGAACGCUUGCGAAGGUUUUGCUUAAUUGUAUUCUUCCAGUGCUCAAAGAGCUCGUGUAUUGAGUCUUUGUAUGGGAAGCAGAAAGCUGCAGGUCUGAUCCGAGGCUUAAGAACCUGACAAUGUCUCUUUAAAUAGAAGCUCCGCGAGGGGGAUAAUUGACUGAAGUGUUUGCCACGUUAAGCGGCGGCUCGGCUCGCUAGCGGGAGUCGGGAGCCCACACGAGCCGCAGGUCCCGGUUUAAAUUACAUCGCGCUCGGGAGAGAGCCGGGAGGGGGGCUGGCAAAGGCUCCUGCUCCUCGCUGGGCCGCUAAUGGAGGGCAGGGCGGAUGAUGGACGCUGGAGGUGGAGACCCAGGACCCCUGCUCGGCCGCGCGCCCGGACCGGGCCGGCCCCGUCUUCAUUAACGGGGGCGAUUAGUGAGUCAGAGGCCACCCCGCCGAGGUGGUUAAGGGCCAUUUGCGCAGCCCGGCCCUCGGGCCCCUCCCGCCCUGCCCGGGGCACUCGUCUCUGUCCAUCCGGCAGAGACUGUAGAGGCGGCCUUGCGGAGUCAGCGCCUGCCCCGGGCCCCGCGGAAGCGCCGGCAGCUCCGGCCCCGCGUCCCGCGCUGCUUUCGUGCACCCGGUGGUGGGGCGGGGCGAGCCAGCAGCCCCUCGCCCACCAGGGCCUGCAUCUUUGCUUAGACGUUCAUCUAAUCGUCUUUGCAAGAGAGGACGGCUUCUCACCACUAAGCGCACUGCCCAGAGCCGCACUCCCCAAAGAAAUCGGUCCUGGCGCCGAGAAACGGAGCCUGGGUGGUGAGGAAUGGGUCUCCUUUAGUUUGGGGUUAGGCAUGUCACUCUCUGCCCCAUCCUUCCACCUGGUCCAGCUCCCGAAGGGUCCUACCCCACCCCACCCCAUACUGGACGUGAUCUCUGGUGCCCCCUGGUGGCAGAGCGGCACUGUUUCCGCUGCGCGCGAACUCCGAGUUAAGAUGCUGCGUUUUCUGUGGGAUCACCGCUGUGUGCUUCUCCCUCCGUGUACAUUUACCCCCCCCCCCACCGCAAUCUUCUUCCUUUUGUAGUCUAUUAAAUCCGGAUACUUGAAGUCA
Sorex araneus (European shrew) is the source of this 3934-nucleotide messenger RNA. It is a transcript of the gene ANKRD63, whose product is annotated as ankyrin repeat domain 63. The transcript has a single exon. Gene Ontology annotation, molecular function: protein binding. The coding region runs from base 733 to 1878 and encodes 381 amino acids. The record is from RefSeq and is a predicted model, not a curated record. Lineage: Eukaryota; Metazoa; Chordata; Mammalia; Eulipotyphla; Soricidae.